ACUAUUACAUUCAAUAUGACAGAUAUGUCAUGGGACAAGAUGGUGCCCACUGGGGCAUUGUGGGAACAUCUCAAAUCCUGCCUGGCAUGGCCAGAGCCCUUGAAGGAGGCAGGACAGGAUGAAACCGCCGAGCCUCAGGACGAGCCCCUUUGGGUCCCCAGGAAGGAGCUUCUGCCCCAGCAGGACCCAGUUCCCCUGAAACCAGAGGAGACCUGGGAGUGGUCAGCUCAUGAAGGCUUCUCAGGCUGGUGCCCCAGAGCAGGCCCUUGUCCAGGAGCAGCAGGUGCAGGGACCCCGAGCAGAGCUGAGGAGGAGCUUUGUGCUGAUGGACCUGGAAACCUGGAACUACAGGAGACUCCCCCAGGGAGACUGGGGGAAGGGGGCUCCCUGACACCUGAUCCAGGCCACCUGCACAAGGGGCAGGACAGGCCUCCAAAGCAGGAGCUCCGGGAGGCCUUCGAGGACGUGGCUGUGUACUUCACGCAGAAGGAGUGGGAGCUGCUGGGAGAUGAGGACAAGGAGCUUUACCGGGACCAGAUGCUGAAGAAUUACCGAGCCCUAGUUUCCCUGGGAUAUCAAGGUCUCACACCUGACUUAAUCUGCUGCAUUGAGCGAGGGGAAGUGGAGCUCCGUGUUUCCGAUGAUGAGGACCAUGGGGAAAGCUCAAGGUCUGAAGACCUCUUGCCAGAUUCCUGUGACCUGGAGGACACCUGGGACUCGUCAGCAGAGGAAAGCUCCACGGGCUCAUUGCCUGCAUCAGCCCCUUCCCUGGAAGCAGGAGCCACCUUGAUGCUGAGCAGAGCUGAGCAACAACAUCCAGAGGAAGGACCUGCAGAUCUGGAACCACCACAGACUUCCCCAAGUACAUCAGGAGGGAAGGACCCCCCAAGUCCUGAAGAGGACCGUGUGCAUAAGAGGCCAGGCAGGUCCCAAAACCCGAUGGAGAAUGUGUUGUUCAACAAGGUACAGACUCCUGUUAUGUGUGAGAGUGGAGUGGAGGUGAAGCCUGGUAAGAGCCAGGGUUACAGGGAAGAAUUUAAGAAGCUGAGAGAGAUGAAAAGCUCCAAGGGAAAGAUUCAUCAGAAAGAGAGACUUCAUUUAAACUCUGCCAACAGGGCGACCCUUAGUGGGAAGCAGGACCUCACAACCAAGCUCAUGGAGAUGGCCCAACCAACCUCUGAGUGCAGGGAAACCUUCAGUUGCCCAUCGCAGCACCAGCACAUCCACGCAGAGAGGAAGACAACCCAGUGCACGAAGUGCAGGAGGAUUUUCACCAACAGGCGAGACCUGUCCUGUCACCAGCUCAUCUGCACAGGGAAGAAGACACCCGGGUGCUCUGCACAUGGGAAGCACUCCACCCAGUCUUCCAGCCUAGUCCACCCCCAGCGCAUCCACACAGGGGAGAAGCCAUAUCAGUGCUCGGAGUGUGGGAGGAGCUUCUCCUUUUCCUCCUAUCUGCUCCAGCACCAGCGCAUCCACACAGGGGAGAAGCCAUAUCAGUGCCCUGAGUGUGGGAAAAGGUUCGCCCACUCCUCCAGCCUGAUUCAACACCAGCGCAUCCAUACAGGGGAGAAGCCAUAUCAGUGUGCCGAGUGUGGGAAGAACUUCACCCAAGCCUCCCACCUGAUCCAGCACCAGCUGAACCACACAGGGGAAAAGUCACAUCAGUGCCCAGAGUGUGGGAAGGCCUUCUCCUUUUCCUCCUACCUAGUCCGGCACCUGCGCAUCCACACAGGGGAGAAGCCAUAUCAAUGCCCUCAGUGUGGGAAGAGCUUCACCCAAGCCUGCAACCUGGACCAGCACCAGCGCAUCCACACAGGGGAGAAGCCACAUCACUGCCCUGACUGUGGGAAGAGCUUCACCCAAGUCUGCUACCUGGCCCAGCACCAGCGCAUCCACACAGGGGAGAAGCCACAUCAGUGCCCUGAGUGUGGGAAAAGCUUCGCCCAUUCCUCCAGCCUGAUUCAACACCAGCGCAUCCACACAGGGGAGAAGCCAUAUCAGUGCCCUGAGUGUGGGAAGAGCUUCACCAGAGCCUCCCACCUGAUCCAGCACCAGCGCAUCCACACAGGGGAAAAGUCACAUCAGUGCUCAGUGUGUGGGAAGAGCUUUGCCUGCUCCUCCUACUUGACCCAACACCAGCGCAUCCAUAUGAGGGACAAGCCACAUAGGUGCUCAGAGUGUGGGCAAAGCUUCACUUGCUCUUCCCUCCUGGCUAAGCACCACCUAGUCCACCCCCAGCGCAUCCACACAGGGGAGAAACCAUAUCAGUGCUCAGAGUGUGGGAAGAGCUUCUCCUUUUCCUCCUAUCUGCUCCGGCACCAGCGCAUCCACACAGGGGAGAAGCCACAUCAGUGCCCUGAGUGUGGGAAGAGCUUCACCCAAGCCUCCCACCUGGCCCAGCACCAGCGCAUCCACACAGGGGAGAAGCCACAUCAAUGCCUUGGGUGUGGGAAGUGUUUCACCCACUCCACUCACCUGGACCAGCACCAGUACAUCCACACAGGGGAGAAGCCACAUCAGUGUCAAAGGUGUGGGAAGAGCUUUACCCGCUCCUCCUACCUAGUCCUGCACCAGCUUAUCCACACAGGGGAAAAGCCACAUCAGUGCCCUGAGUGUGGGAAGAGCUUCACGCUUUCCUCUCACCUGGUCCGGCACCAGCGCAUCCACACGGGAGAGAAGCCAUAUCAGUGCCCUGAGUGUGGGAAGAGCUUUGCCCACUCCUCCAGCCUGAUUCACCACCAGCGCAUCCACACAGGGGAGAAGCCAUAUCAGUGCCAAGAGUGUGGGAAGAGCUUCACCCAAGCCUCCUACCUGGGCCAGAAACAGCGCAUCCACACAGGGGAGAAGCCACAUCAGUGCCCUGAGUGUGGGAAGGGCUUCACCCAAACCUCCCACCGGGACCACCACCAACACAUCCACACAGGGGACAAGCCACAUCAGUGCCCCGAGUGUGGGAAGAGAUUCACCCGCUCCUCAUACCUAGCCCUGCACCAGCUCAACCACACAGGGGGAAAGCCAUAUCAGUGCCCUGAGUGUGGGAAGACCUUUUCCCUUUCCUCCCACCUAAUCUGGCACCAGCGCAUCCACACAGGGGAGAAGCCAUAUCAGUGCUCAGAGUGUGGGAAGAGGUUCUCCUUUUCCUCCUAUCUGCUCCGGCACCAGCGCAUCCACACAGGGGAGAAGCCGCAUCAGUGCCCUGAGUGUGGGAAGAGCUUCACCCAAGCCUCCCAUCUGGCCCCGCACCAGCGCAUCCACUCGGGGGAGAAGCCAUAUCAUUGCCCUGAGUGUGGGAAAAGCUUCGUCCACUCCUCCAGCCUGAUUCAACACCAGCGCAUCCACACAGGGGAGAAGCCACAUCAGUGCCCUGAGUGUGGGAAGGCCUUCUCCCUUUCCUCCUACCUAGUCCGGCACCAGCGCAUCCACACAGGGGAGAAGCCAUAUCAGUGCCCUGACUGUGGGAAGAGCUUUGCCUGCUCCUCCUACUUGACCCAACACCAGCGCAUCCAUAUGAGGGACAAGCCACAUAGAUGUUCAGAGUGUGGGCAAAGCUUCACUUGCUCCUCCCUCCUGGCUAAGCACCAGUGCAUCCACACACAGGAGCAUCCAUAGUUCUGCCAGCACUGCAGGAAGGUUCAGGGAUGUCUACGUGCUCAGCACCCACCAGUGGAUGCAUUCGGGCAAGCAGCUUCAUCCUGGGAAGUGUUCUUCAAGAGAAAAAUAGAGGACAUCAAGGUGUCCAUUUUUGUAUCAGUAGAGGACAGGACAGCCAGACUGUCCUCCAUGAUGGCCACCCUAGGUGCCCCGCAGAACCCUACGGACCUGGAGGUUGGGGUGCAAAGGUUGACAGGUAGGAGAGACAAGGAAGGACUUGGAAGAACUGCCUUACACACAGCAACCUCUGAGGUGGUGAUCUUUGCAUCAGCCUUGGAGACUAUAUCAUCAGGGAUGACCCAAGCAGGGGGUGGGGCCCAGAGCAAAUCAGACUAUGUGGGGCCCUGCCACCGGACAGGAAGAAGCUGGUGGUAGAUUUGGCUGAGAGGCAGGGGGAGCGCUGAGCAGCUGGAUAUGAAGCCGACAGUGGCUGUGGCAGUGAGUCACCGUAGCUACUCUGCCUGGCUCCACAGGGCCCCCCAAAGUGCAGGGCCUGGGGCGGUGGCCCCAGUUAGCCCUCCCACCCCAACACCAGCCCUGCCUAUCGUUCUCUGGAAGCAAUCAGUGCUCCUGGUGUAGAAGUGUCCUCACAGUAGGGACCUCUGCCAAGUCAACUGGCUCCAGAUGACACUUGGGGACUGUCUUGUGCAUCCUCCAAGCUUUGUCCUCCCUGCCGAUCCCAGGGACCUGCUACGUGAGGAUCCUGAGUUGCAGGAAUAGGCAUAUUAAUGGCUGGCAAAGGAUUCCCUGAUUUUUUUCCCUGACCUCACCUUUCCUCACCACCACAUAACCCCUUUCUCUGCCCUGCUCAUGUCCACUGGGUGACGCAGGCUGCUGUUGCUGCUGCUUCACCCCCUGAGCCCAGUUCAGCAGGGUUUGCUUUGCAGCCUCUCUCCACAACUCUGCACUGCCAGGUGCCAGCGGCUCCCCUGCCCUCCUUCCCAUCGUCCCAUUCUUUAUAGUGGUUUUCUUGCUAAUAAAGCCCCAGAAAUGAACAUAUGA
Alligator mississippiensis (American alligator) is the source of this 4656-nucleotide messenger RNA. Its product is annotated as zinc finger protein 184-like. The transcript has 8 exons. Gene Ontology annotation, biological process: regulation of cytokine production; regulation of immune system process; negative regulation of transcription by RNA polymerase II. Bases 16 to 3612 code for a protein of 1198 amino acids. The record is from RefSeq and is a predicted model, not a curated record. Lineage: Eukaryota; Metazoa; Chordata; Crocodylia; Alligatoridae.